Messenger RNA from Vicia villosa (hairy vetch), 1626 nucleotides. RefSeq lists its product as uncharacterized. The record is from RefSeq and is a predicted model, not a curated record. NCBI's taxonomy places the organism in Eukaryota, Viridiplantae, Streptophyta, Magnoliopsida, Fabales, Fabaceae. Bases 1 to 1626 code for a protein of 541 amino acids. Gene Ontology annotation, molecular function: RNA binding. The transcript has 3 exons.
AUGGAUGAAGGGAACAAGGUGAUUUCGGUGUUUUGCUCUAACUUCUCUGAUAGAGUGAAGGCGGAAGAUUUGUUUGCUCUGUUCGGGUGCGUCGGCAAAUGUGUGGAUGUGGCCAUUUCUCCCAGGAGGAACAAGUGGGGGAAGCGGUUUGGCUUUGGUAGUUUCAGGGAAGAUGGUGACGCGAGGUUGCUUGUUGUGAGAUUGGAUGCCAUUCAGAUUGAUGGUGUGAAAAUUUAUGCUAAUAUUCCUAGGUUUGAGACGAAGGAGGCGGAAAGAGUGAAGGUGUUUGGUGGCUCUUGUGCCGCGGAACCUAGGGGUGUCUCGGAGGGGUUUGUGGCGAAGAAGAGUUUUGCAGGAGGUGCUUCUCUUAGGAACGAUGGUGGUAGGACUAUUGCAGAGGUGGUUGCGGAUCAGAGGGAGGUGGUUGUUGCUCGAAAAUGUGAUUUUGAGUAUAAGACUGAUCCAGGAGUUAAGGCAUUAUUGAUCAAAAUCACUCCUUUGGGGGCGAAUUUGUGUUUACUAGAAGAAGAGGAGGAAGGAGAUAUAGAGGCUCUGAUCAAGGAAGCGGAAUCAUGGUGGAAACAAUGGUUUGACAGUAUUAGACCGUGGAAUGAGUUAGAUGUGGAUUCAGAAAGGAGAAUGUGGAUUCGUUUCUUCGGUCUUCCGUGCCACACUUGGAGGGUGGAUUUCUUUGAGAAGCUUGUUCAGUCUUUUGGGACGUACAUUUGUUCAGAUGAGUUAGUCACAGAGAGAAGCGGUAUGGAAGUGGCCCGUGUGCUGGUCUGUAUUCCAGUCGAUUUCAUGGUGCCGAUUUUUGUAAAUGUUAAGGUGGAUGGGGUGGAUUUCAGGUUGAGAUCGAGAAAAGAAUAUACUUCUCUUUGUAAGGUAGCAAGAAAGGAGGUGCAGGCGGAGGAUUCCGAGUCCGAAGACUCUGUUUCGGUGGGGGAUGUUUUAAGGUGUUCAGAUGGUUUCUAUGAAGAGGAUGCGAUGUGCAGAGAGUCUUCAUUCAAGGAGGUGGUGGAGGAAGAUGGGGCAUUGCUUCCAGAUGGAGACGUGGAAGAACCUGUGGAGAAUCCAGCGGUCAAUGAGACUGUUGGUAUACCUAGGCAGGGUAAGGUCACAUCUCAAAAGGUGAUAAUUAGAAAGGAGCCUUUUUCUUUUGAUCAGGCUAUUGUAGCAGCAAAAGGGAAAGUUUGUUUAUCAAAUUCUAGCACGGGUAUUAAGGAAACAGAAGAGUACGUGGCAUUUGUGGAGGGGAGUGGCGUAAAAGGGUUUGAGACCACAGAUGUUUUAAGCAAGGGGCUCACUAGUGAGGAGGUGGCUGGAAAGAGAAUAAAAAGAGUUAAAUUCAAAAAAGUGGGGUGUAAAAGUGGGCCAAAAGGGAGUUUGGCUCAUAAAGAUGCGGCUUAUGGUGGGCAAUCGGAAGAGUCGUUAAUCCUAAGAAACAAUAGCAGGUUGAAGGAGAACUUUGGUUAUAAUGCCGGGAAAAAAUUAUGGAAGCUUUUAUCAGACUUGGGAGUGGAGAAACCAGGAGCAGAAGAUUGUGUCGUGGAGCUUGAUCAUAUGGAGAUUGAGGAGAGAAACUGUGCGGAGGCAAGGAUGGAGAACAAAAUUAUGCUUAAAUGA